Molecule: messenger RNA, 3576 nt
Organism: Hymenoscyphus albidus
Lineage: Eukaryota; Fungi; Ascomycota; Leotiomycetes; Helotiales; Helotiaceae
Source: the annotation of a GenBank genome assembly
AUGGACAGAGUGAGCGCAGCGGCUACGAUCAUUAAUCUGGUUGACAUGGCGGCCAAAAUCGGGAAGGCGCUUAAAGAGUACCAUGACGACGUUCGCGAUGCCAGAGAAGAUAUCCGGAAGUUGUACGGGUCGAUUCAGAGCUUGAAGUCUCUACUGGAGCAAAUUCGAGACUUUCAGCCCCAUCAAACACAAUUUCGACACGGCUCUGGGCCUCUUAGCCAGGCCCAGGAAGAACUUGACCGCCUAUCGCAGAAAGUUCAAGUUCUCCAAGGAUCAGAGGCGGCGUGAUAAGGUUUAACAAUCUUUAAAGUGGCCACUCGACAAGAGUUGCGUGGAGAAAGCCUUGGUAAACAUUGAGAGAGCCAAAUCUAGCCUUAAGCUUGAAAUUGGACUCAAGCACUUGUAGGCGGAUGGGUUCGUAAUGCCAGGACAACACUCCAGGUGAUGUCAAAAAGAGAGGCAAGGCCCCAUUUGUUAUCACAAUCACUAACCAAUGUCUUCCAAAUGAUAUAGAAACCUUCAAAUCGAGCAUUUUGACAUAUGCUUAGACAUUAUAAACGAGAUCAAGGACGCUCAAGGAGACAAACAGAAAUGUGAAACCGAUACGUGGCUCUCUCCAGAAGUUGCAGACCCCUCUACGGAACACAACAUUGCCCGGUUUAAACAUGAAGAGACAACAGGGUCAUGGUUACUGGAUUCCGAUAAGUUUAGAGAUUGGCUUGAACAAGAAAACUCAUUUUUAUGGAUUAACGGCGGUGGUGAGUCUCCUUGUGUACAUCGAUAGCUUCGCUAACAACAUUUUAAAGCUGGAGCUGGGAAAUCAAUCUUAUGGUAAGCCGGAGUUCUGAUGCAUCAGUCACUCGCUCCUUCUCCCUUCCAGUAGCGAAAAUGGUUGUUGAUAAUCAAAUAGCUCCACAGCAAUUGAACAUGUUCAGGCGAGAUGCGUGGGAAAUCCGUUUUCAGUGGUUACAUAUUGGUACUUCAGUUUUUCGGAUUCUGAAAAGCAGAAACUAUACCCCUGUCUCUGCUCGAUUAUUGCUGGCAUCCUCAGCAAGAGACGUGACAUACCUACCACUCUUUGGAUGGGAUACGAGCGAUCGAAUCGUGGCCAGCUGAAGCCCUCCUUAAAAGUCUCAUUUCAAUACUCAAAGAAGUUACGGAGAGCUUUGAUGACAUUUACAUUGUCCUGGAUGCACUCGAUGAGUUUCCAAGGUCUAAUGACGGAAAAGGCAGGAACGAACUUCUGAAGUGCAUUCAUAAAAUUCGAGGUCUUCAGAUUAAGUCUUUACAUUUCCUCGCGACAAGCAGGAAAGAGGCCGACAUCUUGAAAUUAUUUGGUUCGUUUGCGACCAUUGAUGCAGCUGGUGCUGACGUCGAGGCGGAUAUCAGAAAGUAUAUUGACCAACGGCUACAAGAAGAAGAAUUCUCUCAAUGGAAGGCUCCUCUGAAGCAAGAAGUUCGUGAGAGUCUUGCAACCAGAGCAGAAGGAAUGUAAGUGACAACAGUUUUUAGUGAGGCCGUCAGAGCUUACUAUAAAUUCUUCAUUGCAUAAAUUAGUUCAGGAGACGUGGUGUGUACACCAUUCAUUGGUUGAUCUUGUUUUAAACAAUCUGAAUUAUGUACCACCUACAGCUACGUCUCAUACUUCCUAUGAAUACUGAUACCCCUAUGCCUUGAUGAGACAUUGCUAACUUUUCCAAGGUUCAGGCUUGUUGCUCUCCAACUGGACUCCCUGAGCACUCUUCGCAGUGCCUCGAAUGUUAGAACUGCGUUAUUAAAACUACCCCGAACCUUGGACUCGUUUUACGAGCGCAUGUUGCUCGACAUCAACGAGUCGGACAAAGAACUCGCUCGACGCGCACUGGCAUGGGUAUCCUUCGCGGCACGCCCCCUCACAUUGUGUGAGCUUGCCGAAGCCGCUGUUGCUAACCCAGAGGAGCCAGGCCUAGAUCUCGAAAAUGGCUUUUUCGAGCCCGAGGUCAUUUUAAGUAUCCUACCCGCUGGACUCAUCCAAGUAUAUCAUGAACAAAGAGAGUUGGGCCACAGCAAAGGACAAAUACGCGAUUUAGUUGAUACGUCUUCCAAAGAGAUGGUUCAAUUUUCUCACUUCUCGGUGAAAGAAUACAUCACUUCCUACCACGAUUUGGGAAGUACGGCAUUGUUUUAUUGUGCACUUCCAAUGCCUACACAUAAAAUUAUCGCGAAAACAUGCUUCGCUUACUUGCUUUGGGUGGGCUCUCAGAGUCUCGAAGUCACAAAUGAGUCACGUACCCAGUUCCCGUUACUGGACUAUAGCGCUCGUUGUUGGCUAUACCAUAUCAAUCCCCUAGAGCAAGAACAGAAUGAAAUCACAAUGGACAAGGAUCUCGUUGCUUUGGCCAUGAGGUUUUUGUGUUAUGGUUCUGCUGCUAUGAAAGUGUGGCAAUCUGUCACGUUUGAGGGAAGGCGUUCUGGAAGAAGAAAACUCGAGUUCUUCUCGGCACUGAAACCUUUCUAUCAUUCGAAUCCAUGGGCAGUUAAGAAGAUGGGAUGCAAUAUUCAUCCUGUGGUUUUAGUUUCGGCGCUAGGCUUUCGCGGUUUGUAAGCAGUAAUACUUCAGUUCCACCCAAAUCUUGAUGAGCUUCCUAAGGACGACGUACUCGGAACUUCUCUUCAUGCCGCUUCAUUCUUUCGCAACUACGAAGUCGUUGAGCAAUUCAUAGCAUGUGGCGCCGAUGUGAAUCUGGAGGGGGGCAAAUAUGGAUUCCCAUUAAUUGCAUCAUGUGUCUAUGGUGAUUGUAACAUCACUAGACUACUCCUGGACCGCGGUGCCAACAUCGAGGCAAGAAAUCAGGACAGGUAUAUAGCUUUAUUGACUGCGGUCGAUGAAAAACAUGACGAUAUUGCCAAACUUUUGAUUCAGCGUGGUGCCGCUGUCAAUGGGACAAGGGAAGACGAGCGUAGUCCAUUGAUGAUCGCCUGUGAAAACAAAAGCCUAGAUAUUGCUCAUUUAUUGAUUCAACAAGGUGCAGAUAUUGAAUGGGGAGGUACCAGGUUUGGGGCUCCACUGUAUGCCAUAGCUUCAGCCUCUUCCGUCCUUGAUACGCUCGAAGCCAUGAGGUUCCUGCUCCAAAUGGUGCAAAGGUUAAUAAUCUAGGGGGCCAAUAUGGUGCACCGUUACAGGCUGCUUGUCGCCACAUCAGCCUAGAGCCAGUGCAGCUAUUACUUGACUCUGGUGCUUUGGUAAACUUCCAAGGGGGAGAUUACGGAACCGCAUUGCAAAUCGCUUGUUGGAACGGGCGUAAAGAAGUUGUUGUCUUGUUGCUCAACACAGGGGCAGACGCCAAUUUAAGAGGCAAGUUUGAAACAGCGUUCCACGCGGCAGUUCUCUCCCAUGAGCCUGAAAUAGUGGAGUUGCUACUUGCAGACGCUAAAAUAAAAAUCUCACGAGAACAAUGGGAAAACCUUUGUGAAACUUUGAGGGAGGAAAUCAAGCUCGAUCCUUUGAUUCUUGAUAAGCUUAAAUCUCACAACCUUAACGAUACUAAUGAAACUUUUUCAAGAAGCGCCCAAAUGUUAAGACGUAGGAGGCUAUAA